Lathyrus sativus (Indian pea) is the source of this 204-nucleotide messenger RNA. The record is from the annotation of a GenBank genome assembly. NCBI's taxonomy places the organism in Eukaryota, Viridiplantae, Streptophyta, Magnoliopsida, Fabales, Fabaceae.
AUGAGGACUUAUGCCUUGUGCUUUGAACUGAUCCUUUAUGGUUUGUUAUCUUGUCUGCAACCAAAACCUUAUCCAGGAAAGUCUGUUACUGCAAAACAUUUUGUGGCAAUCUUCCUAACCACAUAUUCCUUUGUUUCAAGUGCACGCACAGGCGCAGUGAGGAUAAAACUUGGAGAGUCACUCACAACACAACCUGACUGCUGA